GGUGCAGACAGAAGAGCCUGGAGACAGAGGAAACCUAAACUUCCUUCCUUCCCAGCCACCCUCCGCCCACUCCCACCAUGAAGAGGGAAAUAUUAACUUUGGCCUUCGCUCGAGCUGUCUUCGUCGAGUUCAUCUCCACUCUCAUCUUCGUCUUCAUCGGCCUCGGCUCGGCACUGAAGUGGCCAUCCGCACUCCCCAGCAUCCUGCAGAUCUCGCUGGCCUUUGGCCUGGCCAUUGGCACGCUGGUGCAGGCAUUCGGCCACAUCAGCGGUGCCCACAUCAACCCCGCGGUGACCAUCGCCUUCUUCGUUGGGAAUCAGAUCUCCUUCCUCCGGACGCUCUUCUAUGUGAUUGCUCAGCUGGUUGGGGCCAUCGCCGGGGCUGGCAUCCUCUAUGGUGUAACACCAGCCAAUACUCGAGGCAACCUGGCCAUCAAUUCGCUCAACAACAACACAACCCCAGGCCAGGCGGUCGUGGUGGAGAUGAUUCUCACCUUCCAGCUGGCUGCCUGCAUCUUCGCAUCCACGGACAACAGGAGGAAUGGCAACGUGGGCUCCCCAGCACUGUCCAUUGGCCUCUCCGUCGCUGUGGGCCAUUUGGUGGGGAUCUACUUCACUGGCUGCUCCAUGAACCCAGCACGGUCCUUUGGGCCUGCAGUCAUCGUGAGGAAGUUCAGCUCCACACACUGGGUGUUCUGGGUUGGGCCCAUCCUUGGGGCUUGCUUGGCUGCUCUGCUGUACUUCUACAUCCUUGUCCCCUACUGCAUGAACAUGUCAGACAGGGUGGCCAUCGUCAAGGGCACCUACGAGUCAGAGGAGGAAUGGGAAGAACAGAGAGAGGAGAGGAAGAAAUCCAUGGAGUUGACCCCACCGUAGGAGCUAAGUGGAAAACCAAGCAGAAUUGGAGGAAGAAACUCCACACAUGGGCUCAUGUGUGCACGUGAACACAUCCAGCUACAGUAGACUCUUAGGCAAAAGCCUUCUAACUCAAAGGCCAUCCGUGACUAAGAAGGAGCGGAGCAUUGCAGUGUGUGUAUAUAACCCCUCUACAUGAGCGUGAGCGCUAGAAGCUCUCCCAGCUUUACUGCUGCCAGCUGAACCCAGCAAAGGAGGUUGCCCAGAGCAGCCCUCCGUGGUGGUCCCACACCCAACGGCUGCAUCCCCAUCCUUCAAGAUGUGAGAUCUGCACAAUUCUGGGAUGCCUGAGCAUUGUGUGGGCAUUUGGCACGCGCAGGAUCUCACCCCGCCUUUGGUGGCCCAUGGGAUGGAAACACAGUGCAGACACCAGCAAGAGGAACAACUACUUUGGACAGGUGGGCACAGCAAGUCCCCCCAGCUCUCUCCCCACCUAUGCUGCUCGUAGAUGCUCUUUCACGCGUUAGCUGGUGCUGGUGCAUCCCGUUUAUUUGUGGCUGCAGAAAGAAAGCAAUUAUUAUAUAUAUAUAUUUUUUUUGAUUUUGUGUGAGUUCUUUGUAAUGUUGUGUAUUAUUUAUUGUGAAUAAAGGAAAUUCAAAUCAAA
Gallus gallus (chicken) is the source of this 1518-nucleotide messenger RNA. It is a transcript of the gene AQP5, whose product is annotated as aquaporin 5. Lineage: Eukaryota; Metazoa; Chordata; Aves; Galliformes; Phasianidae. The record is from RefSeq and is a predicted model, not a curated record. Bases 78 to 875 code for a protein of 265 amino acids. Gene Ontology annotation, biological process: transmembrane transport. The transcript has 4 exons. Gene Ontology annotation, molecular function: water channel activity. Gene Ontology annotation, cellular component: plasma membrane; apical plasma membrane.